AUGCACAACGAAGUGGGGUUAUUGGGACAAAGGCAAAAAAAUUUCUCUCAAAUCUUAGCAGUCCUCACGGUCACGUCAAUUUUCUUUAGCGAAGAAGGCAACGACGAGGAGAAGCCACCAUAUUCAUAUGUUGCACUCAUCACAAUGGCUAUUAACGAAUCACCGGAACAACGACUUACCUUAUCACAAAUAUACAAUUAUAUCGAUGCGCGUUUCCCAUAUUAUCGCAAUUGCGGACUAAAACGACGACAAGGAUGGCAAAACAGUAUUCGCCAUAACCUUUCACUAAAUGAAUGUUUUGUUAAAAAAUCAAAGGAUGGUACAGGUUGUGCAAAUGACCGCAAAGGUAACUACUGGACUUUAGCACCUGAUUCAACUAAUAUGUUUGAUGAUGGGAACUAUAAAAGAAGGUUACUAUUUGUUCAUACUCCAAUGCUUCAUCUUACGGAUAAUGUUUCCCAGUCACAUUCAACAGUUUACUGGCCAAGCACGCAACAAUUUAUUGAACAUAAUCAAAGAAAUUUCGUUGGAUCGAUAGCUACGACUGUUUUCUCUCCUACGUGCUGUAACGAAAUGACUCAAUGGUCAGGUCAACAAUUUUUACCUUCGAUACAAACUUUUGAUGAGCCGUUUUUAAACAACAUCUGCGAAAAUCACCCAUAUCGUUAUUUAGAAUAA
Messenger RNA from Dracunculus medinensis (Guinea worm), 678 nucleotides. Lineage: Eukaryota; Metazoa; Nematoda; Chromadorea; Rhabditida; Dracunculidae. The record is from the annotation of a GenBank genome assembly.